This is a messenger RNA of Arachis ipaensis, 2214 nucleotides long. The record is from RefSeq and is a predicted model, not a curated record. NCBI's taxonomy places the organism in Eukaryota, Viridiplantae, Streptophyta, Magnoliopsida, Fabales, Fabaceae.
UUCCCUCCUAAAUCGUAAUAACCUAUAAAUAGGUGGAUACCCACACUCCCAUAAGACACAUUUCUGUUCUCUGCGCUUCUUUUCCAAGUUAAAAUCUUCUUUUGAGAAUUUGGAUCUCCCGUCUGUCUGCUGUGCGAUUUCCGAUCCAAUACUCUUCUCAGGUUUGCCUCUUCUCGCACACGAAAACAUUAGCAGAUUCUCCUUUUAGGGUUCUUCCUCGUAUGAUGGAUGAUCCACAAGAAUGUUUGUUCUCUCCGAUUAUAUUGACCUCAGUGAAGGGUCACGCACUCCCCUGGUGGAAAAUUAGGGUUUCAAUUUUAUGGUUCCUUUUGAUUUCUUUAUUAGGGUUUUCUGAAGGGUUGGCGAUACGGUAUAUAGGGGAAAGGGGUAGGAUGAUAGCGUAGUCAUGAUUAAAGUUGAUUUGCAUUAUUUGGAUUUCCACUCAUUCCUCCGGUUUUGAUGGACGUGAAGUUCCGCAAUCUGGAAGCACCGUCAUCGUUUUUGUUUUUGUUUUCUUGUUCGUCUUUUACGUUGUAACUAAGUGUACUAGGGUUUGGUUAAUGGAAUAUUUGGUGAGCAUGUAGUUUGGGGUUUUGAUUGUUGAAUUGAUUCUGGAAGUUAAGUUAUUGUUGAGUUUUGGAUGAAAGUAUGAGUAGUGGAGGAUGUUAUUGAUGGACUGUAGAAUAUGCCUGAUAUGAGAUCUUAUUGGAAUGUGUCAUUUUUUUAGAGCAAUAUGGAUAUAAAGGCUGCAAGAAGGACUGAACGUUUUGGUGCAAGAGCGAUAACGUGUGUCUACUGGCAAGCUGGGAAAUGCAACAGAAACCCGUGCAGUUUUUUGCACAGAGAAACACCAAUACCACCAAAUACUGGAUAUUGUAAUGGCAAGAGUACUUAUUCUCAUAAGUGCAUGAAGAAGCCCCAUUCCUCUGCUAAUAAUAAGUCUUCCCCUAAGCAUAACUCGAAGAAUGUAUUCAUAAGAAAGAUGGGAGGAGGUAGUCUUGCUGGGGAUUAUCAGAAGCCAUCACAAAGUAUUUGUAGAUACUGGGUGAAUGGCAAUUGUGUACGCGGUGAGCACUGUCGCGAUUUGCAUUCAUGGUUUUAUGGUGAUGGCUUUUCAACAUUAGCAAAGCUUCGAGAACACAAGAAGGUUAUCACUGGGAUUGCACUUCCAGCUGGAUCAGAUAAAUUAUAUUCUGGAAGCACUGAUGGGACAAUCCGGACAUGGGACUGCCAUACUGGAAAAUGUGUCAAUGUGGUAAAUCUUGGAGCAGAGGUUAUUUCUAUGAUCAGCGAGGGUCCAUGGAUUUUUAUUGGUCUGAGGAAUGCUAUCAAAUCUGAUUAUGUGGUUGUGGUUAUUGUGAAGGCUUGGAAUGUUCAGGCUGCACUAGAGUUUACUUUAGAUGGACCAAAGGGGCGAGCCCUUUCCAUCGUUGUUGGCAGCGAAACCCUUUUUGCUGGGGAUGAGGAUGGAGUAAUUUCUGCGUGGAGAGGCGGUUCUGAAUCUAUAUCUCCUUUUAAACUGGUUGCAUCACUAAAUGGCCACACCAGCGACGUAGUUUGCCUAGCAGUUGGAGGCAAGAUGCUAUACUCAGGGUCCAUGGACCACAGCAUUAAGGUUUGGGACAUGGAUACAUUAGAUUGUAAAAUGACCCUUAGCGGACAUGCUGACACAGUAACAUCCCUUAUUUGUUGGGACUCUUAUUUGUUAUCAAGUUCGUUUGACUGCACAGUCAAGGUCUGGGUUGCCACCGAAGAGGGAUCUUUGAAAGUGACAUACACACAUAGAGAGGAGAAUGGUGUUCUUGCACUUUGUGGGAUGACUGAUGCAGAUGCCAAGCCAAUAUUGUUUUGCUCUUGCCUUGACAAUUCAGUUCGCCUUUAUGAAUUGCCAUCAUUUUCAGAGAGGGGUCGGUUAUUUGCAAGACGAGAAGUGCGAUCACUUGAGAUAGGUCCUGGUGGUCUCUUCUUUACCGGAGAUGGAACUGGUUCAGUGACGGUGUGGAAAUGGCUGGAUGAGCCCAAGGUGUCAUCAUCUUGAGUUUCUUCACCAGCUGCCUAGAUUUUAGAUUGUCCGUGAUAUUAUGCAUCUGCUUGCCUCUUUCAGUGGGCAGAUCAUUAUUUUUUUGCUUCAUGAGAAGUGAUACUAGUUGUAAAUAAAACAAAACUAUAUAUUCAAUUAAGAAUCCUGGUUCAAUUUUACUACCUUCAGCUUCA